CCGCACCCAUUCAUAUCCACCUCACAUUCUCUUCCUCGCUAAGCAAUUCUCUCCUCUCUCUCUAGCUUCCUUCCCUCUCUCUUCCCCCAUAUGUUCCACAUCCAAUAUAUAUAAUGCAGCCACCACCACUAAGACAAUAUAUAAAUAAAGAAAGAACAAGCAGCUAGAGCCUCGCUCCUCCUUUUUAUUCCUCUCACUUUCAUUCCCCCUGUCCCUCUCUCCACUUCUCCCCCUUUCUUCCUCCUCCCUCGCUCCCCCAGCUCUCAGUUUCCUGUGAGAGGAGAGCUCCAUUCUUGUGUGCAGAGAGAUUGGUAUUACUAGUGGGUGUUAUUCUCCACCUUUAGCCACCUCCCUAUCCAUCCUUGCAUGAUCCCCUCCCCUAAAGCACCUAUAUACUCGCUUGCCACUCUCCCUCUCUCACAAAGAAGCAAGGAGGAACAAACAAACCGAAAAAAAGCUCGACACCAAGUAGGAAAAAGAUCAAAAGAAACCAAAUUCUAUACCAUACCACACCACCAUGGUCUUUUCUUCGGUUCCCCUCUAUCUUGAUCCACCCAAUUGGAACAACCAGCAGCAGCAGCAGCAGCACCACCAUCAACUGAGCCACCAUGUCCAGCUGUUUCCGAGCGCCGGCGGUGCCGGAGUGGAGGUGCAACACCAGCAGCAGCAGCACCACCAGCAGCAGCAACAGCAGCAACAACAUGCACACCAACAGCACCAGCUGCCGCCGCCCGGCACGUUGAUGGCUCCGCGGCCUGACAGCAUGGGAGGAGGCGCGGUUGCCGUGAACGGCGGAGGUGGUGGAGGCGGCAGCGGUCCGACCAGCGGAGGCACGGCGCCGCGGCCGGGAUCGAUGACGGACCGGGCACGGAUGGCGAAGAUCCCGCAGCCGGAGCCGGGGCUCAAGUGCCCUCGCUGCGAGUCCACCAAUACCAAGUUCUGCUACUUCAACAACUACUCCCUCACGCAGCCCCGCCACUUCUGCAAGACCUGCCGCCGCUACUGGACCCGCGGCGGCGCGCUCCGCAGCGUCCCCGUAGGCGGCGGAUGCCGCCGCAACAAGCGCAAGUCCUCAAAGUCCUCGUCUUCCGCCGCGUCGGCCUCCGGCGCCACCACCGGCGGGACCUCGUCGUCCACCUCUUCCACCACAACAGGCGGCGGAAACAGCGGCGCCGCGGCAAUAAUGCCGCCUCAGGCUGGGCACGCCCAGGCACAGAUGCCAUUCUUUGCCUCGCUGCACCCGAUGGGCAGCGGCGGCGGCGAUCACUACGGCACUGGAGCGUCGAGGCUAGGGUUUCCCGGGCUGAGCUCACUGGAUCCAGUGGACUACCAGCUCGGCGGCGGGGGUGCCGCGGCCGCAGCUUUGGGGAUGGAGCAGUGGCGGAUGCCGCAGAUGCAGCAGUUCCCAUUCUUUGGCCGCGCCGACGGCAUGCAGCAGCAGCAGCAAAUGGCUGGCAUUUACCCGUUCGACGCUGCCGCCGCCGCCGACGGCUUUGCCGUCACCGGACAGAUGCUUGGCGGGGGCGGUUCCAAGCAGGUGCCGGGGUCGUCCGGGCUGAUCACGCAGCUCGCCUCGGUGAAGAUGGAGGAUAACCAGCCGUCGAACCACGCCAUGGCCAGCGCUGCCUCGGCCAGGGAGUUCCUGGGUCUCCCGGGCAACCUCCAGUUCUGGGGAGGUGGCAACAAUGGCGCAGGAGGCAACGACAGUGAAGGAAGUCAGAACGGUGGCGCCAUUGCUCCAGGCGGCGCCGGUGGUGGAAGCUGGGCCGAUCUUCCCGGUUUCAACUCAUCCUCGUCAGGGAACAUAAUGUGAUCGACGCCAUGGCCACGACUUGCACGCAUGGUGGACUCGAUCUCCCUGCAAAAGGUAGCCCUAUAUACAAGCCCUGAAUUGAAGCUUAAUUUUAGUCAUGGCUUCCGAUCGAUCGAGGAAGAGCUAAGGAACGACGGAGCUGUGGUGGUUCAAGAUCAUUGCUGAUCGAUCAAAAUUAGUUUUAUUUUGCUCUCGAGUCUUAUGUCUCUCCAUGCAUGUUGUUCUUGUACCGAGUCUUAAUUAGGGUUCUUCCAUGGUAUUAUCGUCCAAGUGCUGGAUUUUCUAUAUUCUUCGAUCUCUCCUCCGGUAUCAUUGUAAUGCACACUAAUCACUAGGUUAUAAUUUAGUAGCUUGGUGCAAUUAAUGUGUCCAUGGUUGAAGAUUAUACACUUAUAUAUAUAUCUAUAUGAGCUAGAAUAUUGGUAGACGCGCAAA
Lolium perenne is the source of this 2248-nucleotide messenger RNA. Its product is annotated as dof zinc finger protein DOF5.1. Gene Ontology annotation, molecular function: DNA binding; DNA-binding transcription factor activity. Gene Ontology annotation, biological process: regulation of DNA-templated transcription. Lineage: Eukaryota; Viridiplantae; Streptophyta; Magnoliopsida; Poales; Poaceae. The record is from RefSeq and is a predicted model, not a curated record.